UAAAAAUAAUACGGCGGUUCUGACAGGUCAGGGAAAGCCAAAAGAUUCCAUGAUACCGUAAAUGAAGGCUUGAUAAGACUCUCUCGCCCUAGAUUCGGCAAAAGGUCUCCGAACAAGAAGGACAUAAUGCAGAUGACAAAACCAAGGUUUGGAAAACGAGAUAUUCUUCAAGGAGUUGCAAGACCAAGGUUCGGAAAACGCAGUGCGGAGUUAGCAGUUGUUAAACGAAGGCCAGGAUUCCCGCUUUUUAACGUUGCAGUGGAGGAGCCAACUAAGAGAGGAAUGGGGAUUAGUUACGCUAUGCCCCGGAGCCUGAUUGCUUUGGAUAAAGAGGGAAUCGAGAAACGUGGAAUGGAGUUAGGAAACUUGGCACGCCCUAGGUUUGGAAAGCGAAGUGUGAAUGUUGCAGAAAUGUGGAAACGCGGAUAUCAGGAGAUGAUCAGGCCCAGGUUUGGAAAGAGAUCUGCUCUUGAAAAUAUGAUCCGUCCUAGAUUUGGGAAACGAUCAGGACUUGAGAAUAUGAUACGUCCAAGAUUCGGAAAGAGAUCAGCCAUUGAAAAUAUGAUUCGUCCCAGAUUUGGGAAGCGGGCUUCAGAUAUAGCGGAUAUGAUGAUGCAUCAAAGCGAGGACAUGAGUUUAGAGUUACCCCUGGAGAUCUGGGAAAACUAUCAAGGAGAGGACCUAGAUGAUUCUCUUUGGAUGAUUUUACCAAUUCACGAGAACCAGUCGGAAUACAAUUUAAUACCUUCUCAACUUGAGGAUGAAAGUGAUCUGAAAGGUAUAUCGUACAAUGGUAGGCGAUUAUAUUAA
Messenger RNA from Eurytemora carolleeae, 810 nucleotides. RefSeq lists its product as uncharacterized. The record is from RefSeq and is a predicted model, not a curated record. Lineage: Eukaryota; Metazoa; Arthropoda; Copepoda; Calanoida; Temoridae. The transcript is spliced from 13 exons. Bases 127 to 810 code for a protein of 227 amino acids.